Drosophila eugracilis is the source of this 1061-nucleotide messenger RNA. RefSeq names its product copper chaperone for superoxide dismutase (gene Ccs). The transcript is spliced from 3 exons. Gene Ontology annotation, molecular function: copper ion binding. Lineage: Eukaryota; Metazoa; Arthropoda; Insecta; Diptera; Drosophilidae. Gene Ontology annotation, biological process: removal of superoxide radicals. The record is from RefSeq and is a predicted model, not a curated record. The coding region runs from base 225 to 1016 and encodes 263 amino acids.
UCAUAUAUUUUGUUCCAUAUAUAGUGUUUUACAUAUUAUUACAAGGCAUUAUAUAACAUAACAUUUUAAAUAUUUUCUUGAAGUUUCUUUUACGUUAGGGGAACUCACAUUAUUUUUUUACCAAUAAGUUUGGCUCUUUUAAUUUUUAUACUCCGGUCACACUAAAAAAGCUCAUAAGGGCCAAAGUUUGUUUAUCGUUGUCUUUCGGCACUUUAACCAUAAAAAUGAGCUCUAUUAAAAUUGAAUUUGCAGUUCAGAUGCCCAAAGGCGAUGAAUCCUACGCCACAGCUCUAUAUUCGGCGCUGGAUGGGGUGGGUCAAGUGGAAAUCGACACACAAGAAGGCAGAGUGAUUGUCCAGACCCAACGACCUUGGUCAGAGAUACAAGAUAAGAUAGAAGCCACCGGAAGGAAGGCCGUGCUCUCAGGUUUCGGCGGACAGUCCGCCGUGGCCCUCAUCAACACCACCGGCAGUGUUGUAGACAAAACACCUAUCCAAGGAGUUGUCCGCUUUACCACUAUCACGGCAAAGGAGCCCGGAGUGGUGGUGGAUGGCGUAGUCGAUGGACUAACACCUGGCCUACAUGGAUUUCAUAUUCACGAGAGCGGGGACACCUCUUCCGGCUGUUUGUCUGUGGGAGAUCACUACAAUCCCCGCCAGUCGCCACAUGGAAGCCCCACAGCUGCAGCGGAGGAGCGCCAUGCUGGGGAUUUGGGCAACAUUCGAGCUGAUGAGAGUGGCAGGGCAACCUUUAGGUUUGUAGACCCAGUCCUGGAGGUCUGGGAUAUUAUUGGAAGGGCUGUCGUUCUAACAGCCAAUCCAGAUGACCUGGGAUGUGGUGGAAACAAACAGAGCCUGGUCGAUGGCAACUCCGGGGAGAGGAUUGCCUGUGGUAUAAUUGCCCGUUCGGCGGGCAUCUUGGAGAACUUCAAGAGAAUCUGCGCCUGCGAUGGAGUCACCCUUUGGGAUGAGCGAAACAAGCCGCUGGCUGGCAAGGAGCGCUCACAAAAGCUUUAGUUGUGUAUUCCUUUGUUGACCAUGUAAAUAAACGUAUUUUUUGUA